CGUCUUACGAGGAACGAGAGAAACGAUUAGAACUCGGAUAGGAAACGUUAGCAUAUCUUUGAUUUCUUUUUCUACGCUUUUUCUGGCCUUCAAAGUGAGUAGAUUAUAUAAAUAUAGUUACGUCAUUCAUAUUUCUCUAUAAAAUAUUUGUCGUCAUAAUUCUUAAAUAAAAGUUUUUAAUGAAGAAAAUCUAUUAACUGUAAUGAAAGUAGAAAAUAAAUUUAAUUACUCGAAAUAAUUUGAUCGUUAUGAAACAGUAUCGAUUAAGCGCGUAAAACGAGAUAACAUUUUCUAGCGUGCAAUUUUUGAUAGGCGUGUAAAGAGCGCGACGAACAUAAGUACAUACAUACAUACAUACACCGCGCACACAUACACGAAGAAUGAUUGGAUGAUUCUAUAGGUGCGGCCUAAGCUAUCUAUUUGAUCGUUACGUGCCGUAUAAAAGUAUAGUUUCAUCGUUAAAUCAAUGUUCAUGAGCAAAAGCAAUAUCAUUGAAAAUUAUUUUUGAAUGUUAAAUCAAUGAGAGUGAUAGUACUAUAAAUUCCAGAUACAAUGAAAGUGUUCAUUGAUUUCACGAAUACUAUCGACAAUGAGUACAAAUAUAAUGAGAGCAGCGACAUCUAGGUAGUGCGUUAUCAGGAACUACAUUAUACCUAGUAGUAAUACGACGCACUGCUUUGACAUAUUCUAUGCAUACUAGAAACUACAUGCGAUUGCUUGUAGUACAAUAGAACACAUACCGCGUAUGUAAGCUGUGAAUUUAAUGCGAUUGGAUGGCUUUUGUUAAAACCGACCUAUAAAUCUCUAUUUUACUCACGAUCCAUAGGUGUCGAUAACAAUCCCCUGGGAAUUAAUUAGUUCUAUCGUUGUAUCUGCAUAAUAGAGAUAAUUCUAAGAGCAAAAUGCUGGAACCGACUAUGCAAGCCUUAACAGCGGGCAGACUAAUUUUAGCCAGUGGAUCACCAAGAAGAUAUGAAAUAAUACAAAAGUUGGUUCGUAUAAACAAUUGGUAUUUCGUAUUUUAGGGCUUAAAUUUUGAAGUAAUGAUAUCAAAUUAUGAUGAAAAUUUAGAUAGAUCCAAAUAUAAAAAUCAUGGAGACUACAUUCAAGAUUUAGCAAAAUUUAAAGUACAUGAUGUAUAUCAACGUUUGAAAAAUGAUCCUAUUUCACCAUCCUUAAUUAUAGGCGCAGAUACUUUUGUAACACUAGGCGAUACUAUUUAUGGAAAACCAAAAGACGAAUCAGAUGCAUUUCGUAUAUUGUCUCACCUUGCAAAUAGAGAACAUGUAGUCUAUACCGGAGUAUGUCUGAAAACGCCAAAGAAAGAAGUAACGUUCUAUACAUCUACGAAAGUAAAAUUUGGUGAUUUAUCGGAAGAUCAAAUUAAAGCAUAUAUAAAAACAGGAGAAUGUCUAGAUAAAGCAGGAGGAUAUGGCGCGCAAGGUCUUGGUGGUUGUUUAAUCGAGAGCAUAACGGGUGACUUUUACACUAUAAUGGAUUUUUUGUAUAGCCCCGAUGAAAACUCUAACGCGAUUGGUUGAAAAUUUUAAUAUAGCCGAUUUUAACCAAUGCAAAUAAGCGCACAUACGUCAGAGUAACGCGAUUGCUGGAUGAAACUUAACAUCAAAG
Molecule: messenger RNA, 1629 nt
Organism: Vespula pensylvanica (western yellowjacket)
Lineage: Eukaryota; Metazoa; Arthropoda; Insecta; Hymenoptera; Vespidae
Product: dTTP/UTP pyrophosphatase
Exons: 5
Coding region: 1044-1541 (165 amino acids)
Molecular function (GO): nucleoside triphosphate diphosphatase activity
Source: RefSeq, a predicted model, not a curated record